Messenger RNA from Cottoperca gobio, 2611 nucleotides. RefSeq names its product zinc finger protein 576, tandem duplicate 2 (gene znf576.2). The transcript has 6 exons. NCBI's taxonomy places the organism in Eukaryota, Metazoa, Chordata, Actinopteri, Perciformes, Bovichtidae. Bases 449 to 1699 code for a protein of 416 amino acids. Gene Ontology annotation, biological process: regulation of transcription by RNA polymerase II. Gene Ontology annotation, molecular function: RNA polymerase II cis-regulatory region sequence-specific DNA binding; DNA-binding transcription activator activity, RNA polymerase II-specific. Gene Ontology annotation, cellular component: nucleus. The record is from RefSeq and is a predicted model, not a curated record.
UACUACAGAUAUAAUUUUACAGAAGAUUGUACAAAUAGAUGGUGUGAAGAGUUAGAAUCGAAAUUCAAGACAAGUGAGAAGUUGACUUUGUAAAAUAGGCUGCAAUUUAUAAAACAUGCCUUUGUGUGUAAGGUUGUUAGCAUUCCUUUUAUAAGAAAGGAGGUUAACAAAACGAUGACAGCACAUUGAAUGAAAACAAUGAGUACUUUUCACUAAAUUGUUUUGGGUCACGUGACGACGACCACCCAUAGAAUCAGACUGAAUAGAACAGGAGUACCGAAGACUCCGCGGCAGCCAUCUUAGUUGUACCAACGGCUAUCACAACCACCAGGAAGUGUCCGAUCUAUCCGUUGUACUUCUCUAGGGUCAACUCUUUCAGUCAAACUACCUUCAAAGAGCGGUUAGAGGAAAGUUGUGAUUGCCUGUUGAGACCACCCAGUAUAACAGGAUGGACUCGGGGAUUUUGAACAUAGAGGAGAUAGUGAUGGGACGGGGAUUGCCGGAUCCACCACCUGAAGUUCCCCCUGUAAAGCCAGUAGAACCACACAAACCCACCACUUUCAAUGGACCUCCUGCACACACCAUUCAACCAUACCAGCAUGAAAAUCUGCAGUGUUUCCAGUGCUUCAUUACCUUCUGCAGUGCCAAAGCCAAGGAAAGGCAUAUGAAGAAGAGCCACCGGGAAGAGUAUAAGCAACAGCUUCAGGAGGGAAACACAUUGUUCACAUGCUAUGUGUGUGACCGCACAUUUCCCUCAUCUGAGGAACUGACACAGCACCAGCCAACACACAGCAAGGACGACAAGCCUUUCAAAUGCGUGCACUGCAAGGAGAGCUUCAAAACGUUCUCUGAACUCACAGCCCAUAGAAGACAGGUGUGUCCUGAGAAACAGUUGGUCUGUAAAGAUUGCAAUGAAACCUUCCGGAGUGCUGGUCUGUUGCGUACUCAUCGCCUUACCCAGCAUCCCCGCCCAGAUGUAGAGACUCCAGAACAGCCGGAGGACUCUACGAAAACCCACCGCUGUAAGAAGUGUGGUCAGGGCUUUGAAACGGAACCAGAGCUGAUAGCACACCAGGAGAAGUACCCUGACGGUCAGCAAUGCAACGGCAGUGCUUCAUCCGUCAAGAAACGUGGACGGCCUUCCAAAGCGGAAGAGGUGGCAGCUGCUGAGAAGAAGGGAAAGCGGAAAAAGAAGGAUGAGGCUGAAGUGCCUGAGGAGGCAUUGAAGGCCAGCAGCACAUCAGAGUCAGCAGCACCUCCAGCAAAGGAAAAAGGAAAAGCAGGUGGAGCAAAGCGCGGCCGUCCUUCUAAAGCAGCAGCAAAACAAGAAACUGAAGAAACGAAGAGUCCUGAGGAUGACAGUCAAGCUCCAGCAAAGGAGAAGAAACCUAAAGCAGAUGCUUCUCCUCCAGCCCGUCAGCACCCCUGUCCUGAAUGUGACCUUGCAUUCCCAGGCUUGAUUCAGCUCCGUGCUCACAAGAAGGAGAAACACGCCCCACGGAAAGCCCAUCCCUGCGAAGAAUGUGAAGAGAGCUUUGCUCGUCCGGAGCAGCUGGAUGCCCACAUGUCACGGGCUCACGCUGUGGGCCGCCUUGCCUGUCCAACCUGCGGGAAGAGCUUUGGCCGUGAGCGCACCUUGCAAGCUCACCAGAAAAGCCACCCGGAGGAGAAGCCUGACACCCCGAGUGCAAAGAGAUAAUUCAGACAUGGGGACUUUGCAGAAAGUGUAUGUUUUUUGAAGAUUUUAGUCAGGCAUUUGUCCUUUUCAGAUGAGUUCGGAAUGCUUUUGAGAAUGACGUUUUAGCAAGUUUUGGAUUUGAAAUUGAGUUUUGAUUAUGAGCUGUUGGAAUUUUGGACAGAUGCAUCUCCUAAAUUGACUAACCAAAUGUCGUUGAAUCCAUCGAUUACAUCCUUUGCCACAAAACAUAGUUUAUAUGUAAAAACAAAUUGUUUUGAUUUGACUUUUUAAAAUGAUUUGUUUCAGUUUUUUAAGUGUGAAAUACGUGUGGUGUGAAUUUUUUUUGUUGGUGUCCAGAGUUGUUAAACUCAUGUGUGGAAUUUUCUUUUUUUUUACGUUUUUCUUUUUUGUUUUCAAAACAAAUUUUGAAGCGAAUUAGAUGCCUAGUAGAGAUACUAUGUUUGAAUGUUUAGACAGUUUGUCAAAAAGAAAUGUGUUAUGUACAGCUUCUGGUUCAUAUUGUGCAUUUUCUUUACUCUUAAUAUUUUGAUUAUGUUCCUUUCUAAAUUAAGUCUCAUUGAGGAAGAAUUUUAAAAUAACAUUAUGUCCUGCUAAAUAAAUAUUUUGCCUUAGUGCUACAGAUUCAAUGUGCAGUGUUUGGCAUGUGGGCAUCAAUGAUCCACUAUAAUCAUGAUUUAUCCACUGUAAAAAUUACUCCUUUUUAAUUUUACACUUAUUAGAAUAAUAUUUAAUGUCUUGGAAAUUUCUUAAAUGGAACUCAUGACUCUUUAUUGCCUUAGAGUCCCAUAAGGAUCUGUGUAUAUCAUGUGUUUUUCACUGAUUGGAUUGUUUCUCUCGCCACUGCAAUGUGUCUGGACACUGCAAACAUGUAAUAAAAACAUGCUAUCCCAAGGGAGGCUGCUGAAGAAAUAA